This is a messenger RNA of Fonsecaea erecta, 1275 nucleotides long. RefSeq lists its product as hypothetical. The coding region runs from base 1 to 1275 and encodes 424 amino acids. The transcript has 3 exons. Lineage: Eukaryota; Fungi; Ascomycota; Eurotiomycetes; Chaetothyriales; Herpotrichiellaceae. The record is from RefSeq and is a predicted model, not a curated record.
AUGCCGGAGGUCGUUCGAGGCAGUCGUGCCAGCGUGCAGAUAGAGCGCAAUGCGUCGCAUGAUGGAGCAACUCCCUCGACUCCCAUCCGAGAACCACGCGGCGUCCAUUUUGGCCCAGAAAGCCCUGGACUCGAACGAGAAGAAACCCCGACCCAGGGCCUCAGAUCCUUCGACACCGGACUCAGCACCUUGUCUGCCACCGAGCGAAGAAAGAGCAGGGAACAAGCCAGAAAAGAGCGGAAAAUGGAGCCCGAAAGAGACGCAUACUAUGACAGCCGUGCGGCGACCAAGAGAGAAUUCCGAAGACGGGCGAGCACGUUGCAAGAGUACUAUUCUCAGAAUCCCACACUUCUGCCACAACUGCCCUUCACGUGGAGACACGGAUGGCGUAGAUGGAAAUUGUUCUUGACCAUUUUCACCAUCAUUGUGGACGCCUGUAUCAUUCCUAUUGUGUUAUAUUAUGCCAUGAAAUUCGCAGGACACGUUGAAGGUUGGAAAAUUUUCGCCGUCGUCGCAACUAUCUGGGGCGGGCCUACCUACGUCGAGUUCGCCGUAAGAAGCUGGCGUCUGUUCAAGGCUGAGAACUUCUUCCGGCCUCUCGGCACCUCCAACCGAUGGGCCUUCGACAUCACUCACUGGAUCUCUGUCCUGACCAUCACGGCCGUCACGGCGCUGCUCGUUGUCGGCAGCGCCCCUCACAUCGUGUGGCUACGAGUUCUUUCUAUGCCUGCGCCAGCACUCCUAUACUGCAUCGCAGGCAGUGUGUUCUUACUUACCAUGUGGAGUCUUGCCGGCAGAAAGGCUCCUUUCCGGAUCAGCUCUACCGAGAAGGGCGGUGUGGUUUACCCUGGAGCGUACUACUUGAUGGAGGAUGUCGUCGCUGUUAAUGCCAACGCCGGCAGACCUUUCCGUGAAGCCUUGGCUGCACGGUAUAGAGCAAGCCCACGAUUCCGGAGGAUGAUAAUGGUUCAGUCUCUAUUCUGGUCCAUUCCGGGACUUCUGAUUGCCAUUGCCUGCACGGUGGUUGUAUGCAUUCAUCCCGUACCUAAGGAUGUGGCUUACGGUAUUGGCUGGGGUGUUCCUUUCGUCUGGGUCGGCAUCUGGACCGCCAUCACGAUUCCCUGGGUUCGACGAGACAUGCACAAAGAAACUGUGACAUGGGAGGAAGACUGUGGCAUCGAGCCUGGCGAAAAGCAAACCGAUGAAAAGAAACUGGAACCGACCGACUCCGACCGCGAGACAGCCAAAGAGCCGGCGCCAGAUCCGGAGCCGUGA